Molecule: messenger RNA, 1342 nt
Organism: Cuscuta campestris
Lineage: Eukaryota; Viridiplantae; Streptophyta; Magnoliopsida; Solanales; Convolvulaceae
Source: the annotation of a GenBank genome assembly
CCGGACAAACAAUGUAUAUAUAUAUACGGAGUGUAUUCAUCCAUCCCCCUUUAUACGGCCGGAAGUUCAUUUUUAGAAUCGAACCGAGAAAAUUUUCAUCCAUGGCGGAAGCGGUGAGCAUGGUGGCCGGCGUGGGGUUCACGCCGUCGGGGAUCAGUUCUAAAUCGGCGACUCGCGGCUGCAGUCAACGCGGAGUUUGUAGGUUUCCGGAUGUAUCGGCUGUUUUAUCGCGCGCGUGCUCGGAUGUUCAGCCGAUGAAACUCCGGUGCGGAGGUCCGAUUUCACCGAGCACUGAUUUUAAUGGCCGCGGAGUGGACAUCGGCAACACGCUUUCCGCUGGAAAUGGCCGGAAACAGAUUAGCUUUGGAAUUGGGAAAGCUCAAAGAUGGUGGGAGAAAGGGGUUCAGCCCAACAUGAAAGAAGUCGGCGGUGCUCAAGACCUUGUGGACUCUCUUUGCAAAGCCGCUGACAAAUUGGUCGUGGUGGAUUUCUUUUCCCCUGGUUGUGGUGGCUGCAAAGCCCUCCAUCCCAAGAUAUGCCAAUUGGCUGAGAUGAACCCAGGCAUACAGUUUCUGCAGGUGAACUAUGAGGAGCACAAGUCGAUGUGUUACAGCCUUAAUGUACAUGUUCUUCCCUUCUUCCGUUUCUACAGAGGACCUCAAGGCCGUGUUUGUAGCUUCAGCUGCACUAAUGCUACGAUCAAGAAAUUCAAAGAUGCAAUUGCAAAAUAUGGGGGAGAGAGCGGGCACAGCACCGCGGGACCUGCAAAGGGGCUGGAGGAGAAAGAGCUACUGGCAUUGGCAGCUAACCGGGAUCUAUCCUUCAAUUACACACCCAAACAAGAAGAACCACUUUAUGUCCCUUCACAAGCAGUGGUCUCUGGAUUCCAGCUCCCUCUCCAGCCGCCACCAUCAAUGGUGGUCAAUCAACUCUCUGCAGGUGCCGAGGACUGGAGUUUGGCUUCCUCGGGUCGGUGAUGACCAGAAGAUUGCCCCCACACUUGUGUACGUACAUACAUAUAUAUAUCCAUCCAUCAAGUAACUAUUCCCACAUAGAAGGUUUAAUUAAAUUUGUAGUUUUGGGGGCAUUGGAUUUUUUUUCCCUAAUCAGUGCCUCUUCCACUCCUUGUACGAGAGAUUAGGGGGGUUUCCAUCAGGAGGUAGGCAAUUGCAUUAAUGCAUCGAUUCUAUUCUCUUGGGCUUUUCUCCCUUUUUUUCAAUGGAGAUUAGCUGUCUGUGUAGCAGACAAAAUUACCACUGUAUUAGUAAUCUCCUGUAAUGCUCUUCUGAGACUGAUAACGAAUUCUGCUUUGUCUGGUCUUCAAUGAAAUUAGUAUCCCUUU